UAAAAUAAGGGGACCGGAAGUCUACUAAUAUUUUACCACCCCUUUUUUAGCAUGUAAGCUAAUGUCAGUUUGGUGUUGUUUUGUCUUUUCUUCUUUAUAGACGCGGAACAUCACAACAAAAUGGACUCACGGGGACCCGCACUUUACGCACCGGCAGGCUCCUCGGUAGAUCUAUCCCGCAGCACAGAGGAGGACUCUCUGGUGGACGGACCUCUGAUCCCUGCAGACGCCCUCCACUCCGCCAUCAGGAGAAACUUUCAGAGCGUACCAACACCUGGUCAUGCAGGCCUGCUCUCUGUGCUGCAUGUUGUGUACGUGGUGUUGUCAAUGUGUGUGGCGGUGCUGUGUGUGUUGGAGUUUGGUCAAAAGGAUGUGUGUAAUAAUAUAUUGGGUAACGUGCGAGGCGACAGUGUCAUUGUGUUUGGGAAGGUGUGUUUAUGGGUGCUGGUGCUGUUGUUCACUGGGUGUGUGCAGCACCACCACAACCAGGCCCGCAGCAGAGGGUACCUGCGCUUCUACAGACAGACGCAGGGCCUGAAGCACCUGCCGCUCACCGUACACUCUGCAGGAAAUGUUCUGCUGCUGGUGGUUCUGGCUGUGCGGUUAUCACAGACUGUACAGACCUACAUGCUGCUCAGCGUCCUCGUACUGGAGCUCCUGAUCGCUGUGCCCUGUCUGCUCUAUUACACAGUCCAGGUGAUGCGGUUCAACAGGGAGCGAGCUGCACCAGACGUGAGCCAAGAAGAACAUUCACACAACUACAGUGUGAGCAGCCUAACCACGGAGACCGGCUUCAGAGAGGGCUCCAGUCUGGAGGAGGUGGUGGAGAAGCAGGCCGACCUCAUAGAGUAUCUGAAACAACACAACAUCUUACUGAGCAAGAGGCUGCUAAACCUCACGGCUCAGCACUGACCACAGUCCCUCCUCCUCCUCCUCCUCCCUGUGAACCCGAUCAUUUUAACACUCAACUCUCCAAACAGAAAGGAGAGAGGGAUCUGUGGGUCUCAAAGAGAUGAAGAGAAGCUAGAAGAAACACUGGAUAAGAGACUAAAAGUAAGGAAAUCCCUGUGCACACAAGCACCUGUACGCACAGUCUUAAGACGGCAGGGCUCCUCCACGAGGCACCUGAGAUGGACAGAUAACGCAGGAGGAGGCGAGCUGUAAGUGGAGGACAGUUAAAGAGGCCAAGUGGGAGGAGGAGGAGGAGGAGGAGGAGGAGGAGAGGAGCCAUGGGUCACAGAUCAGAGGUGAGGGGUUUUUAUCGCUGUGUUACGACCCCCGGUGACCCACGUGUGCUGCCGCUUGUGUUACUGUGAUGGAAACGGAAGAGGCUAAACCGUUUUAGAGAUCACCUGCACUGAGGGGGAGCAGAGAGGGUGGGAGAAACAGGAGGAGACAAGAAGCCGUCACUUAACAGGGUCAACAAAAAACAAAAAAGAGAGAUUGUGUAACGCUGUAAAUGUCCGUAAGUGCUAUUUUAAUUGUCUGGAUGUGUCAAUGCUUUAUUUGGUUGCAGUUUUUUCUAUCUCCUCAAUCAUUGAGUUUGUGUCGUUGUGAUCACUUAUGAAUAAAUAUGUCAAAUACACAUUAUACUUUUAUUUUAUUUAUGUUUAAACCUUUUCAGGAGUGACUGUUGACACAAUACUGCAGUGAAACACAAGUAAGUUUGGCAGGGUUUUGUUUAUGUUUGUAUAAUGAACAGUUACAGAAAGGGCUCAGUCAAUAGAGACACUAACGCGUCAACAUGAGCUGGUGGGAAUGUGUUAUCCCGCCUCGGCUCUUCUGUGUUGAGUUUCAACAGUCACGUGAAUCUACGUUAACGAAAUAUUGAGGUUGUCAUUUGAGCCAUUGGUGUUUGCGCCCCGUUGUGAUUUCUUUAUGCUGUGGCGUCCGUAACUCUACAGGGAGCACUGCAUUUACGACUCCUUUCUCAUGUGACUUCUCCUGGGAGCCCGGAGUCAUCUGCAGUACCACAGGUAUCAGCAGCCAUGUUUGAUUUAAAAAUUAACUAAAGGUCCUUUUAUUAAAGGUAGUCUAAAUGUAAUUGGUCUGCUAUACAUCCUAGAUUUUACAAUAAUCGUCAAUCACUUUGUUAUUUUAACAUAGGCUGAAACUUACAAAUAUUGUCGUUAUCAACUAAUCUGCAUUUUUUUCUUCUAGAUUAAUUGAUUAAUUCUGUCAAUU
Messenger RNA from Notothenia coriiceps (black rockcod), 2184 nucleotides. RefSeq names its product transmembrane protein 192 (gene tmem192). The coding region runs from base 121 to 912 and encodes 263 amino acids. The transcript has 6 exons. The record is from RefSeq and is a predicted model, not a curated record. NCBI's taxonomy places the organism in Eukaryota, Metazoa, Chordata, Actinopteri, Perciformes, Nototheniidae. Gene Ontology annotation, cellular component: lysosomal membrane; late endosome.